This is a messenger RNA of Esox lucius (northern pike), 1042 nucleotides long. RefSeq names its product death associated protein 1b (gene dapl1b.1). The record is from RefSeq and is a predicted model, not a curated record. Gene Ontology annotation, molecular function: death domain binding. Gene Ontology annotation, biological process: apoptotic signaling pathway; cellular response to amino acid starvation; negative regulation of autophagy. The transcript is spliced from 4 exons. The coding region runs from base 249 to 605 and encodes 118 amino acids. Lineage: Eukaryota; Metazoa; Chordata; Actinopteri; Esociformes; Esocidae.
CAUUAACGUCCUUAAUUGAACAUAAAUGAGCCAAUCUAUUACUAACAGGAUAGACAAUUCAAUUCGUUCUCUCUCCUUAUGUCAGGUUAAUUUAACUGGAAUAAAUGUGAUGCAGCCGAUGCGUGUGCAUGCUGCUGAUGCUUGCUUCCUGCAUCUGCUACGUCAGUUUCCUUUCAGCGAUAUAAAAACAACAGAGAGUGCAUGUUGAGCUACUUUGUGGUUCUGCUAGUGUUGUUCAGAAGUUCAGAAUGGUGCAACUGUCUAAAUCCGGAAUGAAAGAGACUCCUGAAUUGAAAGCUGGCCAUCCUCCUGCAGUGAAGGCUGGGGGGAAACGAGUGGUCAAGAAGAGCUACGAGGAGAGUCAUGCAGCCCCCCAUGUGAACCCAGAGAGGGAACACAAGGUUCCCAAAUCCAGAUCUGCAGCUACCUCCAGCAGAAUGCAACAAAUCAGUAUCUUGUUGUCAGGAACACUCAACAAGUGGGGGCAUGACUUUCCAGAGACUCCAGUGAGUGUGAAGCACAGCAGACUCAGACCUGCGAUGGAGAAGCCACAUUCACCAGCUUUCAAGUCCAGCUUCUCCAUCCAGCAACCAAAAAAGUUCUAAAGCUACUUUAAGUUUGAGGGGAGUGUUCAGUCAGCUGUGAAAUACCCUUAAGUGUUGGGUACAUAAGUGGAAGGACAUGAGAUGUCUUAAAUGUUUGGCUAACUUUCUUAAUUCAAGUAUCAAUUCACCUUUGAAUUGUUUGACUUUGCUACUUAAAGGUGAUAAAGGAGAGUACUUUGGGGUGGUGGUUUUUUCUUUUUUUUUCCUCUUUUUGUGGGGGGGGGAAUUCUGCUUACUUCAAACCAGCAUUUACUGUGCCUUUUAUUAAUGCGACGCCAUGUCAAUUAAAAGCACACAUGGUGGGCAUUUCUAGAAUAAGUAUGUUGCAAAAGCAGGUAUAAACUUGAUGGCAGUGGUUUUCAGUAUUGUAUUCAUGGUGAAAGACUUGGUAUUUGUUUACAGCUUGAAUAAAGAAAAUGCAUGGCAUUAAACUAUUA